This is a messenger RNA of Penicillium antarcticum, 429 nucleotides long. RefSeq lists its product as uncharacterized. Lineage: Eukaryota; Fungi; Ascomycota; Eurotiomycetes; Eurotiales; Aspergillaceae. Bases 1 to 429 code for a protein of 142 amino acids. The record is from RefSeq and is a predicted model, not a curated record. The transcript has a single exon.
AUGGACGAGCGGAUGCCUGACGUGAAUGAAUAUGCCAGAUCUCUUAUCAAAGCGGUCGUUGGAUAUGCUGGUACUCAAGACAAGCUUACCACUAUCGUUUGCAUGACCUGUGGGGAAAACUUCACGUCUUCUUUUCCUGAUGUGAAUGGAACUGUCCAAUGUGGAAAUCUCAGAAUGUGGGAGUGGGCUUAUCCUUAUGGCGGUGACAUUUAUGUUUACAUGAGCUGUUAUAAAUGCUCAAUGGACCAUUCGCAGCAAAUCACGGAUCAAAGCAUGGUUUUGGAAUUGACAACAGCAAUGACAGAGAAGUUGUUGGAGUCCAAUCCUGAGCCAGCACUGAAUCCUUAUCUUUACAAGACAGUCAUCGCGAUAUGGGGCGUUGACGCGAAGGCCGUUACUGUUUUACGGGAUGUGCAUGACCGAACUUGA